This is a messenger RNA of Spodoptera frugiperda (fall armyworm), 670 nucleotides long. It is a transcript of the gene TfIIA-S, whose product is annotated as transcription initiation factor IIA subunit 2. The record is from RefSeq and is a predicted model, not a curated record. Gene Ontology annotation, cellular component: transcription factor TFIIA complex. NCBI's taxonomy places the organism in Eukaryota, Metazoa, Arthropoda, Insecta, Lepidoptera, Noctuidae. Gene Ontology annotation, biological process: transcription initiation at RNA polymerase II promoter; RNA polymerase II preinitiation complex assembly. The coding region runs from base 148 to 474 and encodes 108 amino acids. Gene Ontology annotation, molecular function: TBP-class protein binding; RNA polymerase II general transcription initiation factor activity. The transcript has 4 exons.
AGUAAUUAUUAGUCUAUGAUUAAAACCUGUCUGUAAACGUGAGAGAGAUUAACUCAAAUUAUUUUUCAUACGUUUAUCGUUAAUUCAUCGAUUUGUUAGUUCUUUAACUAAAAAUUAUUUAUUUAAAAUUUAAUAUAAUCAUUAGUGAUGUCAUAUCAAUUGUAUAGAAAUACCACGAUCGGAAAUACUCUACAAGAAAGCCUUGACGAAUUGAUACAGUAUGGACAAAUAACGCCAGCGUUAGCAGUGAGAGUUUUGUUGCAAUUCGACAAGUCUAUCAACCAGGCGCUAUCUAACAGGGUGAAGUCAAGACUUACCUUCAAAGCAGGAAAAUUAAAUACAUACAGGUUUUGUGAUAAUGUAUGGACAUUUAUGUUGAAUGAUGUAGAAUUUCGGGAAGUACAAGAGGUUGCUAAAGUAGAUAAAGUCAAAAUUGUAGCAUGUGAUGGCAAAAAUGUUGAAGACCGAAAGUAACCUUCGGGGACACCAACACACUAGGUUUAAUUGUUACUCUAUUCUCUGAUGCUCUGAAUUUCUCAAUAUUCUCUUUUCAUAUUUCAUGUAAUAUCUUCUGACCAAAAUUCGUUAAAAAUAAAAUUGUAUAAGUGGGAAAAAUGCUGUUUCUUUCUGUCUAUUGUAAAUGUCGUUGAAAUAAAACACAUAUUAUUUA